This is a messenger RNA of Zasmidium cellare ATCC 36951, 1137 nucleotides long. Its product is annotated as glycosyltransferase family 17 protein. Gene Ontology annotation, molecular function: beta-1,4-mannosylglycoprotein 4-beta-N-acetylglucosaminyltransferase activity. The record is from RefSeq and is a predicted model, not a curated record. NCBI's taxonomy places the organism in Eukaryota, Fungi, Ascomycota, Dothideomycetes, Mycosphaerellales, Mycosphaerellaceae. Gene Ontology annotation, biological process: N-acetylglucosamine metabolic process; protein N-linked glycosylation. Gene Ontology annotation, cellular component: membrane. The transcript has a single exon. The coding region runs from base 1 to 1137 and encodes 378 amino acids.
AUGUUGCUUUCCACUUCUUCACGGGUUCGCUCUCGACGACGGCUUGCUUGGUUAGCGGUCAUCGCGACAGGCGUCGUGCUUGCGCUAUGGCUGGUUCAACACGAUGGGAGUCGUGAGCAUGUUCUCGACCAUAAUGUCGUGAGGAGAUAUGCAGCAUCCGGUUCAGACGACUUCGCUGCUCGAAAGGCUCUCUGCGACGCUCACGAUUUCCUGCUUUCACCAUCGCCCGAGAAGAAGCUCUACGACCUCAUCCUACUCUCGACUGAGCUCGACUGGCUCGAGAUUCGGCUGAACACUCUGGGUCCGUAUGUCUCGUACUUUGUCAUUCUGGAGUCGCCGACGACUUUCACGGGGCAGCCUAAGCCGACUUUGCUGGACGAUCCUGUUCACUGGAAUCGCUUCAGGAAUUUUCAUCAACAGAUCAUUCAUCGGAUUGUUGAAGAUCCGGUGAACAGUACCCGAGCAUGGGACCAUGAGGAUUUCUUCCGCAACGCGCUUUUGACGUCCACAUUUCCGACGCUGGAAGGCACGAAAGCCGAGCCGAAAAAGGGAGACGUUCUACUCGUCAGCGAUGUCGACGAGCUCAUUCGUCCAGAAACAGCAGUGUUGCUCAAUACAUGUGAGAUCCCCCGACGACUGACGCUGAUGAGCCAAUUCUUCUACUACUCCUUCCAAUGGAGACACAUCGGUCCGCCAUGGCCGCAUCCUCAGGCUACGACGUACAUGGGCUCGAUGGAGGAAACAUUACGACCAAAUGAUCUCAGGAUGGAUAUCCUCCCUCCUUCAUCCAUUUUCUCACUCCCAUUCUCCUCCCUCCGACGCUGGUACGACCGCGCCACCCUCCAAGAUGCAGGCUGGCACUGCUCCUCGUGCUUCGCCACGGUCGCAGAAUUCCAGACCAAGAUGUCCAGCUUCUCGCAUAAGAGUCUCAACACCGAGGAGAAUCGGGAUGCGGGCACGAUUGUCGAGAGGGUGAGGAAGGGAGAGGAUUUGUUUGGGCGGGAGGGGGAGACGUAUGAAUUCUUGGAGAGGGAGAGGAUGGAUUUGCCGGGGUUUGUGGAGGACGAGUGGAGGGAUAAGGGGAGGUUUGGAUGGUUGGUUGAGAGGACGGGGCGGGAUGGGGGAUUUGUCGAUUGA